AUGUGCUCUAAAGACAAAAAGGAUAAUAUAACUCCCAUAUCUCUCGUAAAUUUCGUAAAUGAUGGAGGCAACAUACUCUUGGCGGUAUCUUCGGAAUUAUCAGAAAAUAUUCGUAAUUUCGCCCGAGAGUUCGACAUUGAAUUUGACGAGCGAAAUACUUACGUGAUCGAUCAUUUUAAUUAUGAUGUUUCUGACAAUGGAAAGCAUACACUUUUAAUUUCAAAUAAUUUUGUUAAUAAUGAAGCAAUCUUGAGUAAAGAAGUAAUUGAAGGGGUUCCUGUACUAUUUCGAGGCAUAGGGCAUAAAGCGGGAACAGUACCAUUAUUAACAAAAAUCCUGUGGGCUAAAGAUACUGCCUAUUCAAGUGAUUUUGAGUUAUUAGAACAGGAACCUCUAGCAAUUGGUAAUGAUGUUGGUCUUAUAUCAGCGUUACAAGCAAGAAAUAAUGCAAGAGUUACAUUCGUAGGAAGUCUGGAAUUUUUCAGUGAUCAGCAUUCCAAAUCUGGUAACAAGGCAUUGGUCAAUGAUUUAACAAAAUGGACCUUCCAAGAAAAAGGAAUUUUACGUACAACUUCACGAUCUCACCAUAAAGAAGGCGAAUCUGAACAAUUAGAAAUGUAUCGGAUAAAAGAUAAUAUUAUAUACAACAUAGAGAUCUCGGA
Funneliformis caledonium is the source of this 662-nucleotide messenger RNA. Lineage: Eukaryota; Fungi; Glomeromycota; Glomeromycetes; Glomerales; Glomeraceae. The record is from the annotation of a GenBank genome assembly.